CCUUGACGGCUCAGUGCCGCCCGAAUCCCGGCCGCCAGGGAACCGCUGAAUAUUCGUUGAGAGGUGCGGCGGAGGCAGUCCAUCUGUAUCUCGCCCGCGAUAUUUUCCCAAUCUCAUCUCAGUGAUUCCCAACCAAGGCAGACAAGAAAAAGGCGCAAGCACCAGGAACUGCAGGAAGAAGCAGACAAAAAAACCCAGCAAUGAAAUAAAAAACUGGCACAAAGGUUAGUCGAAGAGCGAGAAGGAGAGUAGAAGGGAGAAAUGGGGUUACUGUACGACGACGUGGUGAUCAUCAGGCAAGCGGAGAAAGAAGGUGACCCCUGCGUGAUAACUGUCAAUUGCCCUGAUAAGACUGGCUUAGGUUGUGAUCUCUGCCGCAUCAUUCUUUUGUUCGAUUUGAGCAUUGUCAGAGGAGAUGUGUCAACGGAUGGAAAAUGGUGCUACGUAGUGUUUUGGGUGGCGGGAAAGCCCACGACGAGGUGGGGAUUGUUGAAGAAGAGGUUACUGGAGGCAUGCCCUUCUUGCUCUUUGGUCUCUGGGAUUUUCUCUUUUCGCCUUGACUCGCGGCCUCCAAAGCCCCCGGACGUCUUUCUCUUGAAGCUCUGUGGUUUUGAUCGAACUGCCCUUUUACACGACGUGACAGAGGUUCUUUGUGAACUUGAGCUAACCAUAAAGAAAGUCAAAGUAUCCACUACUCCAGACGGAAGGGUGAUGGACCUCUUCUUCAUCACAGACACAAGGGAACUUUUACAUACAAAGAAGAGGCAAGAAGAAACAUGUGACCAUUUACAUGAUGUUUUGGGUGAUGCCAUGAUCAGUUGUGAUAUAGAAAUGGUUGGCCCUGAAAUCACCGCAUGUUCACAGGUUUCUUCAUUUCUUCCAUCAGUAAUCACAGAAAAUAUUUUCACAUUAGAGGUGCCCAAGGAAAAUUUAAGUGGAUCCCGCUCUUCAGACGGUGUGUCCAUCUCAAUGGACAAUUCUCUUAGUCCUGCUCAUACACUAGUCCAGAUCCUUUGCCAAGAUCGCAAAGGUCUCCUUUAUGACAUCAUGAAAUUUCUGAAGGAUUACAACAUCCAGAUUUCUUAUGGGCGCUUUGCUGUGAAGCAAAGAAGAAACUGUGAGAUAGACUUGUUCAUCAUGCAAGCAGAUGGGAAGAAGAUAGUUGAUUCCGAUAAGAAAGAGGCAUUUUCCUCUCGUCUGCGGAUGGAAUUGCUCUGUCCUCUCAGAGUAGCGGUGGUGAGCCGGGGUCCUGAUACAGAGCUGCUUGUGGCAAAUCCUGUGGAGUUGUCUGGCAAGGGCCGGCCUCUCGUAUUUUAUGACAUCACCCUUGCCCUCAAGAUGCUGAAGAUAUGCAUCUUUUUGGCAGAAAUUGGGAGGCACAUGAUUGGAGAUCGGGAAUGUGAAGUUUACAGAAUCUUACUAGAUGAAGGGGAAGGCUUAGCCAUUCCAAGGAACAAAAUCAAAGAAGGGGUUUGGAAAAUGUUGAUGGGUUGGGAAUCAUGGUGAUUGCAACCAGCUUUCAUUUGGAUGGCUGUGGGUUGUUUUGAUGGUUCAACCUCUGUAGAAUAUACGUCUCCCUGUUUACAAUAUCCACUAAAUGUAAAUUGAUUAUAUCUUGUAUAUCAUGAAAGGACUGAGCUAUAAAAGGAGAAGAUGUUGGCACCAAAGAGACGGGAGGAGAACAAAGAGCUUCUCGCAUUUCACUCUCCAAAAUUAUAGUAGGAUAUAUGAUGCCUUGGGUCAUAAAGAUCAUUACAUGUCAAGCAUUCUAUGAGAUGGGCAUUAACGGGGCACAUUGUGAUUGAACCAGGCAGGUCAGCAAUACUUCCUGAGCUGUACUUACCUUCCUAUGUACAUAAAUUUCCAGUAGGAGCAGUUUUAGUGAUUCUUAAUUAGCAGGAAAAGCCAAAGUGAGUUGUACGGAACUUUGUAAGCUAUCGCACAAGUAAUAUAUGAAGUUUGUCCUGCA
This is a messenger RNA of Malania oleifera, 1969 nucleotides long. Its product is annotated as ACT domain-containing protein ACR10. NCBI's taxonomy places the organism in Eukaryota, Viridiplantae, Streptophyta, Magnoliopsida, Santalales, Ximeniaceae. The record is from RefSeq and is a predicted model, not a curated record. Bases 262 to 1506 code for a protein of 414 amino acids. The transcript has 7 exons.